ACUCAGUCUUAGACUGUGUGAACAAAUCUGCGCUCAGGACAUGUCAUCUGCUCGCCCUUCCGGACCAUCCUCAACGCCGAGCAGCAGUAGCAGCUCCGCCGCUCGUGCGUCGGCAGCAGGAUCGGUAUCGCCUGCAUCACUGCGCACUGCAGCUCCGAUCAGCAAGGCGCCUGGACGGACGAGUGCUGCUGCUGCCGCGACCGCCAAGAUUGCCGCUCCAGGCUCAGCCCCGGUUCGUGCUCCCGCAGCCCCGCGCGCGGUCCCAGUCGCGUCUAGUCCUGUGACUUCAAGAAGCUCGCCCCAUGCAGCCUCGACUGGAGCUGCGUCAGGUGCUGCCGGUGCCGCCGCACCAGCAGCAUCCGCUGGACACUCAACAGUUGCGAAUGCUGAUGCAGCUCAUCCACCUGCUGCUGGUGCCGCCGGCGCCGCCGCGCGUGCAUCGCCAUCCCGCAUCACGCCAGCAUCCUCCCGAGUGGUGCCAUCUCCGAGCCGCAUUCCGGUCAGAGCCGAUCUGAAACCGGGCGAGUCCAUCUCCAAGGCCAGUCCAGCUCUCUCUGCCGCUGCCCACUCUGGGGCAGCAUCCAGUCCCAAGCGACCCGCCGCCGUGUCGUCAACGUCGCCAGCAAAGGUCGCUGCUGUCAGUGCACUGUCUCCUGGGCAAUCACUCAAGACGCUGACGCCCGCCACCGCAGCGAGCGCUUCUGGUUCCUCUCCUGCCGCCACCUCCCGAGUGUCCGCCGCUGGAUUGCAGCCUGGACAGUCGGUCUUGGCCGCAAAAGGAGCCUCGGGGUCUCGGGCAGGAGGAGCGGUCGCAACCUCGGCUCGACAACCGGCAGUACCAAGCUCUGCUGCUGCUAAAUCUUCGUCCAGCGCUGCGAUUUCCAAGCCGGCCGCCAAACUCGUUCCUGGAGAAGCGCGAUCGCGAGCGCUCGCAGGGUCAAUCGGGCGAGUUUCGUCGUCGUCAAGCAAGCCAGCUCUUUCGCAAGCCCAAGCUUCUGCAAGAGAAGCACAAGAAGCACAAGCGCCAGCAGAGCCAGUUCAGCCUCUCGAAGCGGAGAGUACCGCGAGCGCCGAGCAGGCGUCCGCCGACCAAAUUGUUCUGGAGGCGCCAAACCGGCCAGCACCCUCGACGGAAGACAUUUUGCGCGACACCACAGAGCGGUGCGAAGCCCUUUCCACCCAAAUUGACGUUGUUGUGCAAGAGCUUGUCGAGUGUGAAGCUGCGCUGCAACAAGUCAAGGGCGAGCGCGACGUGCUUGUUGCUGCCGAAAGUCGGCUGCAGUCUGAGCUCCAGGACGCCGCCACCACGAACGCCAAGUUGACUGCCACCCUUGAUGCCUCGCUCGCUUCCGUUGAGGUGCUGCAGACGCAGCUGGCCGAGGCCACUGCGCGUGUCGAGGCACACACACAGCGUGCUGCAUCAGCCCAGCAGCGCGCCGACAGUCUGGUUGCCCAGCACCAGCAUGAGCUGAUCGCAGCCGCCGAGCGGCUGGCUCGUGAGGUCGAUGAAACGCGAACCCGGUGCCGUCUUGAGCACGCCGCUGCUGUCGACGAGCUCAACGGCGCGCACCAGCUCGCCCUCGACGAGCAACUCGGCGCUCACGAGACGGCUCUUGCCGCAGUCCAUCACGAAGCCGACAUUGCCCGUGCAGAGCUCGCAUCACUAACAGCUCGAAUGCAGUCCGAAGCAGCAUCGCGCGAGCAGGCUGUGGCGCAAAAGUACGCCAACUUGCCCGUCGAAAUCCAGAGCCUGCAAACGGUGCUUGAUCUCAAGUCUCAGCAAGUCCGCGAGCUGCAGACCGAGAACGCGAGACUCAUUCUGCAGAACAGCGAGUUGGUCUCGCUGCGUCGACAGCUGCUCGCUGCCAACGCCAAGAACGAGGAGAUUAUCACCGUCUUGGACAUGAAGCGCGAGUCGGAGCGCGAGCUGACCAGCGAGUUUGCUCGUCUCAAGGAUUCGCUCGAGCGCGAGACCAAAGAGCGCUCGCGCCUCUCCGGUCAAAAUGACGAGCUCAAGUAUCGGCUGUCGCUCGGGGGUGCGAGUUCUCCGUCAAAGUAGUGUGUGUGUGUGUGUGUGUGUGUGUGUGUGUGUGUGUGUGUGUGUGUGUGUGUGUGUGUGUGUGUGUGGGCCUCUUGUACAUUAAGUUUAUUCUGAUUAUUGGAUCUUGUUGC
Messenger RNA from Capsaspora owczarzaki ATCC 30864, 2172 nucleotides. RefSeq lists its product as hypothetical. Gene Ontology annotation, cellular component: cytoplasm; nucleus. NCBI's taxonomy places the organism in Eukaryota, Filasterea, Ministeriida, Capsasporidae. The transcript has a single exon. Gene Ontology annotation, molecular function: microtubule binding. The record is from RefSeq and is a predicted model, not a curated record. The coding region runs from base 41 to 2059 and encodes 672 amino acids.